Molecule: messenger RNA, 2103 nt
Organism: Jaculus jaculus (lesser Egyptian jerboa)
Lineage: Eukaryota; Metazoa; Chordata; Mammalia; Rodentia; Dipodidae
Gene: C7H13orf42
Product: chromosome 7 C13orf42 homolog
Exons: 4
Coding region: 1-963 (320 amino acids)
Source: RefSeq, a predicted model, not a curated record
AUGUUCAGAAAGAUCCACUCCAUCCUGCACCCCGGCCCGCGGAGGAGGGCGGCCGAGAAGCCCUACUACCCGGCGGCCGCCGGCCCCACGGCGGCGAGGCUGCUGCGCAGCAGCUCGGUGUACGUGGCGGGCGAGCACGGGGAGAAGUUCAGCGAGUCCCUGAAGCAGCCCCGCAGCGCCAGCAGCAUGGACGCGGGCCUGUGCCACCUGCAGCCCGAGGAGCGCGCCUGGGCGCACGCGCGCACGCAGGACUGCCUGCAGUACCUGCAGGAGCUGCUGGCCCUGCGCAGGAAGUACCUGGGCAGCCUCGGGGAGCUGCGGGGCCCUGGGGCGCGCGCCUCCGCGCCCACCUCCUCCAAGUCCUCCAAGGGAGGCCAGAAGACCCCCAAAGAAGUCAAGAAAGCCACGUCAAAGAAAUACUCGCAGUUCAGCGCCGACGUGGCCGAGGCCAUAGCCUACUUCGACUCCAUCAUCGCGGAGCUUGAGACGGAGAAACGGCCGAGGACGGCGGAGGCUGACCUGCCCAGCGAAGACGUGGACUGCGACGUGGCCACCAGCUCAACGGAGCACAGUUUGCACUCCAACUGGAUCCUACGGGCACCGCGCAGACAUUCUGAGGACUUUGCUGUGCAUGUGGCACACACCACAGAUGGCCAGUUUCGAAGGAGCACUGAACGCAGGGCCAUUGGCGCCCACAGACGGCUUGAGAGACACCCCAUUUACCUGCCCAAGGCUGUGGAAGGGGCAUUCAACACCCUGAAAUUUAAACCUAAAGCCUGCAAAAAAGACCUGGGGAGCUCCAGACAGAUUCUCUUCAACUUCUCCAGAGAAGACACGGAGUGGGAUGCAGACCUGUUGGCGCUGGAGUCCCCGGCAUCUCCUAUGGAGGACUUCUAUGAGUCAGAGAACCCUAAAGGGCAGUGGCUGAUCCGAGAAAAACUUUGGGAGCGGACAGUGCCCUGACUUGGCCCGAGAUCCUCACGCUGUCUCGGGCUGGGUCGUUGAAGAAUGUCUGCUUUCAGGGUACUGUGGAGUGUUUGGUAGGGUUAAAAAACGGAACCUGUAAAGUGCUAACAAAACCCAACUCCUUGCCACUGCUUGUUGUUGCCCAGCUAGUGCCAAAAAGACCUUCAGCUUCCCAGAAAACAGGUCUCGUGGGACAUGGAGCCUGGGUUUCCUACCCAGGUAGAGAGAUGAGCAGGGAGGUAGAACUUGGCUGUUGUCCCAGGACAGAGGCACGGCAGACCUUAAGUGGUGUGUCCAGGCUCUCUGCAUCCUUUACCCGGCCUGGCCUGCCCACAUCCUGGGGAGGGGCCAGAAGGUGACAGCUUCCAAUGUGCUCAGUAACAGAAAGGAACCCCACCAUGGAGCUCUGGCACAAAGUUUUCAAGGAACCCACUGGCUAGGCCCUGAAGUUGUCUUCUUUAGUGCAUAAUGCAACCAGAGAAGUGGCUCCUUUGGCUUUAGUUUAUCUCAAAGUUCCCCCAGAAACUUCUGCUGGGUUAGGCUGAGGAUAAGGCUAACAUCCUGGCAUUAGGGUAGGGGAUUGUGUCAAGGCCGGCUCCAAUACCCAGCUCCAUUUCCAAAAGGUAUUUGGCUUAAGAAGGCAGAGAUGGAGUGGGUCCCUCUUUUCUUUUCUAAUUCUCACAUAGAAAAUUCUUUUAAGUGUCCAGCCAUCCAGCUUAUGACAGACGAGAUAUUUCCCCAUCCCCAAUUAGCAGGGUAGCCAGCAGCACCACGUUCUUUGUUACUAGGAAGAUUGUCUGUAGUUUAGUAAACAUCUGAAUCAAUUCCAUUGUUAAGAUAGUCUUUGUAUUUCUAGCACACCAUCUGCACUUUGGCGUAUAUUUGUGCCCCUCACGUUGGAGGCCCCCAGCUUUGGAGAAUGCGCUGCACUUUGUCCUUUCUUAUUUCUCCCAUCCAAGUACUAACAGGCCUGACCCCGCCUGGCUUCUAAGAUCAGACAAGACCGGGCGGGCUCCGCCUGGAACGUGCGCCUUUCUCACUGAUUUCACUUGGCAUCUUCUUGUACCGCAGUCACUUGGGGAUGAGGGGGAAUAUGCUUAUGAACGCACACCUCCGGGGAUCAAGGGAAGGAGCUCU